CUGAUACAAUAGCGCUUGGUUUCUCUGGGUCUUUUUGGUUCAAUUUCGAUUAGCUGGUUUAUUCCGGUUGUGAAUUUUCGUAUAUUAAUAGGACCGACGAAGCAAAAUUCCUAAGCUCAGUAAAAAACAAAAAAAAACCAAACCCUAAAAUCGCCAUGGAUAAGGAGAGAUAUUCCAGGAGCCACCGUGACGAUCGUGAUCGUGAUUCGAGUCCCGACCAUUCUCCGCAACGUGAAGGCGGACGCCGCCGCGAUCGCGAUGUUGAGUCGAAGCGGCGUGAUUCAGACCACUACCGUUCAUCGAGGCGCGAGGAUAGGGAGGAUGAGAGAGAUAGGGGUAAGGAGAGAGGUAGGAGAUCUGUAGAGCGAGGCGAGAGGGAAGGCAGUAGAGAUAGGGAAAGGUAUCAUCAUGAGAUGGCUCACGAAGGAACUAAAGAGAAGGAAUCGAGGAGCAAGAGGAAAGAGAGAGACGAGGAGAAUGGGGCUAGGGAUGGGAAGAAGAAAUCUAGGUUUUCCGAUGGGAAUGGUGAGAGGAAGAGCAGGUUUGAGGAUGUGGCUAUGGAAUCUGAGAACAAGAGUGCUCACGUCACUGAGGGUUCUGGGGCUUUGAAUCCUACCAGCGGCGUUUCGAUUGGCGCCUCUUCAAUUACUUCUGUUGCAUCGGAAGCUUCUUUGGCUCCUAGUCAAACCCUGCUCACUAAGGUAUCUUCGAUAUAUACAACGGAUGAAAAUAAGGCUAGUAUUGUCAGAUCUCAUGAGGUUCCUGGAAAAUCUAGUACAGAUGGAAGACCAUUGUCAACAGCUGGGAAAAGUACUCCAAACAUGUCUUCUGAUGCGUUAGCGAAAGCUAAGAAAACACUACAGUUCAAGCACAAAGGAUUGGCGGAUAAAUUGAAGAAACUGCCUUUGUUGAACAAGGGUACUAAGUCAACUUCAGAAGGUAGCCCAGAUACCAGAGUACCAUCAUCGACUACCACUCCUGCUGUCUCUACAGGAACAUCUUUUGCAUCAGCAGUGCCACAUUCUGGCCUUGCUGGUCUUGGGAGUAUUAACAUUGAAGCUGUUAAGCGAGCUCAGGAGCUGGCAGCUAACAUGGGAUUUCGUCUGGAUGGAAACCUAUUUUCAGGACAAGCACCCUCAGAUACGGCUGUUGCAGAGAGACCCGCCAAGCCCCCUGUUCUGCGUGUGGAUGCACUAGGAAGGGAGAUUGAUGAACAUGGAAAUGUUAUUAGUGUGACUAAACCAAGCAAUCUUAGUACAUUGAAGGUUAACAUAAACAAACAGAAGAAAGACGCUUUUCAGAUUCUUAAACCUCAACUGGAAGAAGAUCUAAAAGAAGACCCCCAUUUUGACCCACGGAUGGGUAUUGAUGUAAAAAAGAUUGUGAGACCUAAACGUAUGACUUUCCAGUUUGUUGAGGAAGGUAAAUGGACAAGAGAUGCUGAGAGUUUGAAGUUAAAGAGUCAAUUUGGUGAAGCAAAAGAAAGGGAGCUGAAGGUGAAGCAAGUGCAUCUGGCAAAGGCAAAGGAUGAUAUAAAUCCAAAUUUGAUAGAGGUAUCAGAACGUGUCCCGAGAAAAGAGAAGCCGAAGGAGCCAAUUCCAGAUGUUGAGUGGUGGGAUGCAAAUGUCCUCGUCAAUGGCGAAUACGGUGACAUAGCCGAUGGCAUUAUUACUGAAAGCGAUCUAAAGAUAGAAAAACUUACUCAUUACAUUGAGCAUCCUCGUCCCAUAGAGCCACCUGCAGAGGCAGCGCCUCCACCACCCCAACCUCUCAAACUGACAAAGAAGGAACAGAAGAAACUGCGAACACAGAGGCGUCUAGCAAAAGAAAAGGAUAAACAGGAGAUGAUCCGACAAGGGUUGCUUGAACCACCAAAAGCAAAGGUGAAGAUGAGCAACUUGAUGAAGGUUCUUGGGUCUGAAGCGACCCAAGACCCAACCAAGCUUGAAAAAGAGAUCCGCACAGCAGCUGCCGAGCGUGAGCAGGCUCAUACGGACAGGAACGCAGCCCGGAAGCUAACUCCUGCAGAGAAACGUGAGAAGAAAGAGAGGAAGCUAUUUGAUGAUCCAACAACGGUUGAGACACUUGUGUCGGUGUACAAGAUCAAGAAGCUAUCGCAUCCUAAAACAAGAUUUAAAGUGGAGAUGAAUGCAAGAGACAACAGACUAACAGGGUGUAGUGUGAUGACGGAGGGAAUGAGUGUUGUUGUGGUUGAGGGCAAAAGCAAAGCGAUAAAUAGAUAUGGGAAGCUGAUGCUGAGGCGAAUAAACUGGGAAGAAGCAGAGAAGAAGGAAGAGAAGGAUGACGAGGAAGAAGAGGCGAAUGGGGAAAACAAAUGUUGGUUGGUUUGGCAAGGAAGCGUUGCAAAGCCGAGUUUUCACAGGUUUCAUGUACAAGAAUGCCUGACCGAAUCCUCUGCCAAGAAAAUUUUCAUUGAUGCUGGUGUUGUUCACUACUGGGAUCUCGCCGUCAAUUACUCAGACGACUAAAACCUCUUUCCUCAUAUCACCAUCACCUAUAAAUGCUUUUUAACUAUUUGGACAUGUUAUUGCGGUUCUGUGAACAUAUUUUUCACCUUGUUCUGUUGUCUGGUGUUUUAGUUUUGAACAAGAAUGAUAUGUUUCUACGAGGUAAUAACUAUUAAAGUUGGUGAUGCAACAUAAAGGAUCUGAUUCA
Messenger RNA from Camelina sativa (false flax), 2676 nucleotides. Its product is annotated as protein RDM16. The record is from RefSeq and is a predicted model, not a curated record. Lineage: Eukaryota; Viridiplantae; Streptophyta; Magnoliopsida; Brassicales; Brassicaceae. Gene Ontology annotation, biological process: mRNA splicing, via spliceosome. Gene Ontology annotation, cellular component: U4/U6 x U5 tri-snRNP complex.